AUGGAUUCGCUUGACAAAAGGCCAACGAUCGCCGCUGCAUUGGAGCAGAGAAACUUCAUCACCGAGCCAUUCACUUCACAGUUUCUUCAGAGAAUGACGCUUGCCAAUUCGCAGUUACCAAAGCGGAGGAAACCUGUGUUCGUCGUGGGCGAUGAGAGCAACGACGAAAUUAUCCUAGGAGAGGCGGAGGAGUUUCCCAACAUCCUGCCUCCACAGCAAACUCACGACGAACCGGAUCUGGAGGAAACGCCUGAGGCGUUCUACACUCAGCGGAAUCAUCCGAAAUUCUAUACCCGCAAUCUGGAAAGAGUCGUAAACAAGAGAAAGGCCUGGUCGAAGCCGUCGCCCGACCUCAGCGAGCUGUUCUUCGUGGCUGCCGCUCCGAAAAAGUUCGACGACCUUGCUGUUAAUCCCAGACAACUCAAUAAGCUGAAAACCUUGCUAUCUGUUGGUAGUACAUAUGGGAAGGUAAUACUUGUAACUGGACCAUCGGGCUCAGGUUUGACCAUAUUUUCUCGAGGGAAGACAGCGGCUAUUGACGUGAUUGCUAAGUCACUGAAACUUGAUGUUCUGAAAUGGGAACAUUCCAAGAACCUUGAGUUUACGGAGUAUGGAGGAGAUCGUUACCUGAGAGAGACAAUGAAUAUCACCGAGGUGGAUUUCUAUCCUGUUGCGGCCACAUUUAUGCGAAAAUGCUUGAGACGAACCGUGGAUCAAAUGGGUUUUCGCAAUAGGGUUAACUCUCCGCCCAGGAUUACCGUGCCGUCGAGAAAAUUGCCAACGGUCAGUCAGGCUUAUCUUCUUUCACUGUUUCAUAUGCUGGGUGCACUGUUGUAUGCUAAACGGAGAAAUGAUAACCCAAGAAUUUCUGGGAUAGAAAGUACUGUGCGAGAGGAACUUCGACGUCCUCCUUCUACUAGAGAAAUAAAUGACAUCCUCGAUAUGUCAAGAGCAUCUGCAGAUACGGUUAUGAUGUUCUUGUAUGAGCACGAGCCUAAAUUUUCGGGUACAGUAAGCGCCACUCAGAAAGCCUUCGAUGCCAUCGAUAUUCCUUUCCUGUCCUUGAUCCAGCCAUCAUUAACCGGAAGUCAAUACCGACUAGUUACCUAUCUUGCAAGACCUUGGACAUUCUCAUGGAGUACAGAAAGAGCAUUGUGGGACCAACGAAUUGCUACGGAUCCAUCAUAUCGUAUGGCACAGUUGAGGGAAUCUGUUGCUGAAAAAUCUCUUAUGAGGUGUUACCAAGGACUGGAAGAAUCGGAAGAUGAAAGGUUUUCUAUUGAGGAUUCAGAUGAAGCGAUUCAAAGUGACGACAGUUUCGACGAACCAGUAACAUUUAACUAG
Molecule: messenger RNA, 1344 nt
Organism: Angiostrongylus costaricensis
Lineage: Eukaryota; Metazoa; Nematoda; Chromadorea; Rhabditida; Metastrongylidae
Source: the annotation of a GenBank genome assembly